AUGGCUUUUGCCAGCCGCUUUUUGCCUCAUCGCCCGAGACCAAAGACUAACAGCCAUGACCGAAACCGACAGAGCUACAAUGUUGACUCCCCCAACGAGAUGGUGGUGGACACGGACGACUAUGUCGGUGUCGCCAAUCCUCCAGACAAGGACUCGGUUGCCAUCAUCAACCCCGACGGCCUCGAACAGAGCGACUCAGACCAGCAACUCCAAGACCUUCCUCUGGCUAACGACUAUGAGGCUAUGAGAGACCUCGUCCUGCCUCCGUUACUCGACGAACCCAAGAUCCUCGAGGAUGCUCACGACACAUGGACCGUUGAGAACUGGAGGAGCAUGGGAAAGAGGGAGCAUGGCCCCAUAUUCCAGGCUGGUGGCUACCCUUGGCGGAUUCUCCUCUUCCCGCAUGGCAACAACACCGAUCAGUGUUCCAUCUACUUGGAACAUGGCUUCGAAGCAGACGCUGUGCCAGAAAACUGGAGCGCCUGUGUACAAUUUGCUCUCGUGCUUUGGAACCCCAACGACCCAACCUUGUACGUUCAUCAUGCCGCGCACCACAGGUUUACCAAGGAGGAGGGCGAUUGGGGCUUCACUCGCUUUGUCGAGCAUCGAAGAAUGUUCAAUGUGCCCUGGGAGCAUGGCACGCGGCCAUUGUGUGAGAACGACGCAGCAAACAUAACGGCCUACGUUCGUGUUGUGGAGGACGAGACCGGUGUGCUGUGGCACAACUUUAUCAACUAUGACUCUAAGAAAGAAACCGGCUAUGUCGGUCUGAAAAACCAAGGUGCUACUUGCUACUUGAACAGCUUGCUCCAGUCACUCUACUUUACCAAUGCCUUCCGCAAGGCUGUUUAUGAAAUUCCGACAGAGAACGACGAGAGCAUGCAAAAUUCUGCCUACACACUACAGCGGCUCUUCUAUCAGCUCCAGACCUCCGACCAAGCAGUUGGGACCAAUGAAUUAACCAAAUCAUUUGGCUGGGAGACGCGCCACAUCUUUGAACAGCAAGAUGUUCAAGAACUGUCACGGAAACUGAUGGAGAGGAUGGAAGAGAAGAUGAAGGGCACCAAGGCCGAAAAUGUUCUCCCAGAAAUGUUCAGUGGCAAGAUCAAGACUUACAUCUCUUGUAUCAACGUGGACUACGAAUCAAGCCGCAUUGAGGACUUCUGGGAUAUUCAGCUCAAUGUCAGUGGUAACAAGAACUUGCUGGAAAGUUUUCAAGACUACAUUCAAGUUGAGAAGAUGGACGGGGAAAACCAGUACUUUGCCGGAGACGAGCACAAGUUGCAGGAUGCCAACAAGGGCGUCAUCUUUACCAGUUUCCCCGACGUUCUGCACUUGCAGCUCAAGCGAUUCGAGUACGACAUUCAAAGGGACAUGAUGAUGAAGAUCAAUGACCGCUAUGAAUUUCCCGAUGUCUUUGAUGCCGCUCCUUAUCUGAUAGAGGAUGCCGACAAGUCUGAGCCCUGGACAUACCAACUUCACGGAGUACUCGUCCACAGUGGUGAUUUGAACGCGGGGCACUACUACGCCUUUAUCAAGCCAGAGAAGGAUGGAUGGUUCUACAAGUACGACGACGACAAAGUCACACGCGCCACAUCCAGAGAAGUUUUGGAGGAGAAUUUUGGUGGAGAGUACAGGACUCCCAACGGGUAUCCUCGUGCUCCGCUUCAAAAGAAGGCCCCAGUCAUUCGCCAGAACAGCGCAUACAUGUUGGUGUACAUCCGUCAGUCGAAACUCGACAAGAUUCUGUGCGAUGUACAGAAGAAUCACAUCCCUCUGCACCUGCAACAGCGGUUCGAAGAAGAGUAUGCCCUUAAGGAGGCACGCAGGCGUGAGCAGCGAGAAGCACAUCUCUACAUGAUGGCCAAGGUCAUCACGGACGAUACAUUCCGUCACUAUGGCUCUACCGAUCUGUGUACAUUUGACUCGAACCAGGAGACGGAUGAGGCUUCGCCACGAUCCUACCGAGUCCGCCGCGCGAUGACCAUGGAAGAGUUCACCAACCAGGUUGCGAAAGACAUGGACCAAGAUCCUCGCAAAGUGCGACUCUGGCUGAUGGUGAAUCGGCAAAACAAGACCAUUCGGCCUGAUCAGCCAAUCAUGGAUCUCCGCCCAACCGUCGAAGAAAUUUACAGUCGAUCCGCCGCGCACCGGGACACCAGCCUGCGGGUCUGGGCUGAGGUUGCUGAGCAGCUGGAUGCUGAUGGCGAGCCUAUCUGGCCAUCGUACCAGAGCCAGGCAAACGGUGUAGUCGUUAAGAACGAUACCAUUCUCUUGUUUCUAAAGCACUUUGACGCCGAUACUCAAGCUUUACGCGGCGUUGGCCACGUCUACAUUGGCAAGGAGAGGAAAGUUGAGGACUUGGUCCCCCAGAUACUUGAGAAGAUGGGCUGGGGCGACAAGCUGCCUGCCGAGGAGAAGCUUCUCUUGUGGGAAGAAAUCAAACCAACCAUGAUUGAGCCCUUGAAAGCCAAACAGACUCUCAAAGUUGCUGAGCUGCAGGAUGGUGAUAUUAUUUGCUUCCAGCGCUCAUCUGGACGCCAAGCAGAACAAGCAGAGGCACAAGACAGACCCCUGCAAGAGCCUCGAUCCUUGGAGCGAUUCGAGGACGCCCGAGAAUACUACGACUUCCUUGAGAACAAGAGAACCGUUCGAUUUCACCCCCACCCGACCAGAUGCGACCAGACCCAGUAUUCGCCAUUUGACCUUGUCCUCAACUCGAAGAUCAACUACGAUGCACUCUCGGAGAGAGUUGGUUCUUACUUGAGCAUUCCGCCUACGCAUAUUCGCCUUUGGACCGUCAAUGCCACGACAAACAACCCCAAAGCCCCAGUCCGACGGGGAACUAACCCUAGUCUGAGACAGAUAUUAAAUCCAAUGGGAAACAGUCUCAAUUCCAGCCAGCGGGGAGAUGCGUUCUACUUUGAGGUACUGGAAAUGAGCCUGGCCGAGCUAGAUACCAAGAAGAGCAUCAAGAUCACUUGGUUGAGCGAGGGUAUUACCAGAGAGGAUCAUUUUGACUUGCUUGUCCCAAAAACCGGCACCAUUGACGACCUGAUCCAAGCUUUGGUGAAAAAGGCCCAAAUACCCGACGAACAGGAAGGCGGCAAGAUAAGAGUGUAUGAAACGAGCUCAAAUAGAUUCUAUCGGGAACCACGUAGAGAGCAUCCGGUUAUGAACCUCAACGAGUACACACAACUCUACGCCGAGCGAAUGUCGGAUGACGAGGCCCUGGCACCCGAAGAGAACUUUAUUCAAGUCUUUCACUUCCAGAACGAAGUAAAUAGAGUUCACGGCAUACCAUUCCAAUUCCUUCUCGUCGAGGGUGAGAAAUUUGCAGACACCAAGAAACGCCUUGAGAAGCGUACUGGCCUCAAAGGCAAGAGUUUUGAAAAAAUCAAGUUUGCAGUCGUCCGCCGGGCAAAUUACUCAAAACCCCAAUAUCUCAGUGACGAUGAUGAAUUAUGGACCAUGGCGGCAACCGAGGAUGAUUAUCUCGGCCUCGAUCACGUGGAUAGAACCAGAUCGCUCAGAAAUGGCGUUGGGGAUCUCUUUCUUCGAUAA
This is a messenger RNA of Metarhizium album ARSEF 1941, 3564 nucleotides long. Its product is annotated as Peptidase C19, ubiquitin carboxyl-terminal hydrolase 2. Bases 1 to 3564 code for a protein of 1187 amino acids. The transcript is spliced from 10 exons. Gene Ontology annotation, molecular function: cysteine-type endopeptidase activity; cysteine-type deubiquitinase activity; protein binding. Gene Ontology annotation, cellular component: cytosol; nucleus. Gene Ontology annotation, biological process: protein deubiquitination; regulation of protein stability. The record is from RefSeq and is a predicted model, not a curated record. Lineage: Eukaryota; Fungi; Ascomycota; Sordariomycetes; Hypocreales; Clavicipitaceae.